GCGUGUAUGUGUCAGUGUCGUAAACAUCGUAAAUAACAACACAAAGCAAACUAAAAUUGUUAAUCUUUUUUAUUUUUAUUUUUUUUUAUUUUUUUUUUUAUAAAUAAUUUAUGUGGUAAUAAAUAUAUUUAAAUUAUUUAAUAUGCACUAAUAAUAUACGUGUAAUAAAAAAAGUGAAAAUGAGGCGAUCAUCAGCUCCCAGCCAAUCUGGAAAGCGACCAUUAUUUGCUGAUCUAGAAAAUCAGUCACCAAUCAAUAGUGUCAAUAUAUCCAUAAAACCAAACGACAAUGCUUCUGUGGUUGUACAUAGAGAAAAAAGAUUAAAAUCAUCAAAAUUUAAACAAAUUGUUAUACCUGAGCGUAAAGCUUUAGACUUGAACUCUCACGAUGUUUCAACUACUAAAGAAGUUAUAUCAGACCAUGAAGAAAAAAUUCGAAAAAUGCUUAAUAAACCGUUUAAAAUUCCGAUACCUGGUUACGAAUUGUCUGGUCGAUUUCUCGGAGCUAAAUUUUCAGGUCCUCGUAGAGCUUUACAUGAUCCUUAUGGACCAAAUGCUUUGGUUGUUUAUUCUCCACCGGAAUUGUCCGAGCACGAAAGACUUAAAAUUGAUGAGAGUAAACAAUUAGUACAUGUAGUCGUUGAUCCUCUUCUUUGUAAUAUUUUAAGACCGCAUCAAAGGGAAGGUGUUAAAUUUAUGUACGAGUGUGUCACAGGAAUUAGAAUUGAAAAUGCUUAUGGAUGUAUUAUGGCUGAUGAAAUGGGUCUUGGAAAAACUCUUCAGUGUAUAACACUGUUGUGGACUCUAUUGAAGCAAGGUCCUGAAGCUAAACCCUUGAUUGAAAAAGCAAUUAUCGUUGCACCCAGUUCAUUGGUUAAAAAUUGGUAUAAUGAAAUUUUUAAGUGGCUAGGGAAUCGUGUCCGACCUUUAGCUAUUGAUGGUGGAAGUAAAAGUGAUAUUGAUUCAAAACUUGUUGGAUUCAUGAAAACUUAUGGUAGACGAUGUGUUAAUCCAAUUUUAAUAAUCAGUUAUGAAACAUUUCGUCUUCACUCACAUGUUCUCCAUAAUGAUGAAGUUGGACUUGUUCUCUGUGAUGAAGGGCAUCGUUUAAAAAAUUCGGAAAAUCUAACUUAUCAAUCAUUAAUGGGUCUAAAAGCUAAACGACGUGUUUUACUCAGUGGAACACCUAUACAAAAUGAUUUACUUGAAUAUUUUUCACUUGUACAUUUUGUAAAUCAAGGGCUGCUGGGUACUGCACAAGAAUUUAGAAAAAAAUUCGAAAAUCCAAUUUUACGUGGACAAGAUGCUGCUGCAACUGAUUCAGAGAGAGCUGUUGCACAAGAGAGACUUAAUGAAUUAGUUACCGUUGUAAAUAAAUGUUUGAUAAGAAGAACAAGUGCCUUACUAUCUAAAUACUUACCAAUUAAAUAUGAACUUGUUGUGUGUAUUAAAAUGACACAGUUACAGACACAGCUUUAUAAAAAUUUUAUCAACAGUGAUUCUAUUAAAAAGUCAAUGCAAAAUCAUGAGAGUGAAAAAAAGAAAGGUGGUGGUACACUUUCAGCUCUAUCAGCAAUUACAUUAUUAAAAAAACUGUGCAAUCAUCCGGAUCUUGUGUAUGAAAAAAUUUUAGCAAAUUCGGACGGGUUUGAAGGAGCUUCAAAGUUGCUUCCUCCUAAUUACAGUACAAAAGAAGUAUCUCCUGAAUUAUCAGGGAAAUUGAUGGUACUAGAUUGUCUCUUGGCUUCAAUAAAAUCCACGACAUCUGAUAAAAUAGUAUUGGUGUCAAAUUAUACACAAACGCUUGAUCUUUUUGAAAAACUUUCACAUAAAAGAAAAUAUCGUUAUGUCCGUCUUGACGGUACUAUGUCAAUAAAGAAACGAUCAAAAGUUGUUGACAGCUUUAAUAAUCCUGACAGUGGAGAUUUUAUUUUUAUGUUAAGUUCUAAAGCUGGAGGUUGUGGUUUGAAUUUAAUCGGAGCCAAUCGAUUAGUCAUGUUUGAUCCAGAUUGGAAUCCUGCAAACGAUGAUCAAGCUAUGGCACGAGUUUGGCGUGAUGGCCAGAAAAAACCAUGUUUUGUCUACCGCUUUUUAACUACUGGAACAAUAGAAGAAAAAAUUUUCCAACGACAAGCUCACAAAAAAGCACUUAGUUCAACAGUUGUUGAUCAAGAGGAUGAUGUUUGUCGACACUUUACACUUAACGAUCUUCGGGAUCUCUUUAAACUUGAAGAAAAUACUGUUUCUGAUACGCAUUCAAAGUUCAAGUGUAAACGAUGUGUAGCUGGCGUCGAAGUAAAAGGGCCACCAGAGCAAUCCGAUUGUAAUUCUGAUUUAGCAGACUGGAGACAUGCUCAUAAUUCACGAAAUCUUCCAGAUAUACCAUUACGACAAUGUUGGUCGAGUGGUAUUUCAUUUACAUUUCAUCAUCGUUCUACAGAACAAGUAAAAGAUAAAAAAGAAUGUGAAGAAAAAUCUGAAGACACAGAAAUGGAAACAUAAGAAAAAGUUUGUGUAAAUAUAUGUUUGUUAUACUGUCGCAGGAAGCUGGAUAUCCUACUCUUAAAUAAUUUUUGUUCACACUGAGGUAUUUUUUUUAAGUAAUCAAUAAUAGUUAAAAUAACAAAGUUUAAGUUUUUCUAUUUAGCUUCUCUUUUAUAUUUAUUUGAAAAUAUAUUUCUGUAAUAGUGAGUAUAUAAUUUAAUUUAAUUUUAUGAACAUUGUACAUAAAUUUCAUAAAUUUACGUAAAGUUUCUGGUGAGCUUAUAUCACUUUAAAUUAAACAAGCAGUAAAUUUAAUACUAUAGUCUUUAUGAUUUGUUAUAGAU
Molecule: messenger RNA, 2827 nt
Organism: Microplitis demolitor
Lineage: Eukaryota; Metazoa; Arthropoda; Insecta; Hymenoptera; Braconidae
Gene: okr
Product: DNA repair and recombination protein RAD54-like
Exons: 7
Coding region: 180-2501 (773 amino acids)
Biological process (GO): double-strand break repair via synthesis-dependent strand annealing; reciprocal meiotic recombination
Cellular component (GO): nucleus
Molecular function (GO): ATP-dependent chromatin remodeler activity; ATP binding; DNA translocase activity
Source: RefSeq, a predicted model, not a curated record